ACAUCUCUCUCUCUCUCUCUCUUCCUAAUUCUUCAAUAAUGGAAAGCACAGAUUCAUCAUCUGGGUCACAACACCCUCAGCUUCCACCUGGGUUCCGGUUCCACCCUACAGAUGAAGAACUCGUGGUCCACUAUCUCAAAAGGAAGCUUGCCUCAGCUCCUCUACCCGUUACUAUCAUAGCAGAGAUCGAUUUAUACAAGUUUGAUCCAUGGGAGCUCCCAAGUAAGGCUACGUUUGGAGAACAAGAGUGGUAUUUUUUCAGUCCAAGGGACCGGAAAUACCCGAACGGGGCUAGGCCUAAUAGGGCUGCAACUUCAGGAUAUUGGAAAGCAACGGGGACCGAUAAACCUAUACUAACAUCUAAUGGAACUCAAAAGGUUGGUGUUAAAAAAGCCCUUGUGUUCUACGGUGGAAAGCCCCCUAAGGGUAUUAAAACCAAUUGGAUUAUGCAUGAGUACCGCCUUCUGGACAACACUUCUACUUCCAAGCCUACUACUACUGCUUCUGAUGCUACAAACAAGAAAGGUUCUUUAAGGCUUGAUGAUUGGGUUUUGUGUCGGAUUUAUAAGAAAAACAACACCCAAAGACCUAUUAUGGAUCAGGACAAGGAGGAUUCAAUGGAGGCUAUGAUUCCAACUAUGCAAACCAUGUCGAUGGCUAGCCAGCACAAUGGGAAAGUACCUCUACCUUCAAAGACUGCAAACUAUACUGCAUUACUUGACAAUGAUUCUGAUAAUUACUUUGAUAGAAUUUUGAGUGCGGAGGGCAUGCAAAAUGGUUCCAUUUCUCAUAAUUUAGCCACUUCAAGCUCAAAAAGUAGUACACUUGCGGUGAAACGCACACUCCCAUCACAGUUUUGGAAUGAAACAGGAUCUCUAGGCUCUUCUUCCUCUGGUGGUAAGCGAUUCCAAGGUGAUCUUAAUAGUGGAAGUGCAGGGCUUGAUGAAAACAACUCGUUUGUUUCUCUGCUAAAUCAGCUCCCUCAGGGUGCUUCAUUCCAUCCAAACUCGCUUAUUGGGUCUCUUGGUGAUGGGGUUUUGAGGCAACAAUUUCAACUUCCAAGCAUAAAUUGGAACUCAUAGUAUGGUUUAGUGUAAUGGGUGUGCUACAAGUACAACCAUCAUAUUUAUUUUAUACAUGACAGUCAAAGUCAAAACUCUCAGUUAGGAUGCCUUUUCUCAUAGAUUAUAUAUGAUGAUACGUAACAAACUGAUUAGAAAGGUUGAGCUAUUUUCUCUCAGUGUAAGUACUAUAGUUAGCAGCGAAUGCCAGGUUAGGUUAUACGUAUCAUACUCUUGGUUUCAUUUCAGAAAUGAUGAACGACUUUGCUAUAUAUAUAUAUGAAUUUGUUAGAAUUGUUAGAUAUUGAAUAGAGAGGAAAAUGAAGAAGAAUGAAUAUUUUUAUAUUUGAA
Molecule: messenger RNA, 1412 nt
Organism: Quercus robur (English oak)
Lineage: Eukaryota; Viridiplantae; Streptophyta; Magnoliopsida; Fagales; Fagaceae
Product: NAC transcription factor 25-like
Exons: 3
Coding region: 39-1082 (347 amino acids)
Biological process (GO): system development; regulation of DNA-templated transcription
Molecular function (GO): DNA binding
Source: RefSeq, a predicted model, not a curated record